UGUAUUUGUAGUAACUAAAACAGAGAAGAAAAAAAAUUAAAUUAAAUAUGGAGAGCUAUUUGAAUGAGAAUUUUGGAGGAGUGAAGGCGAAGCACUCCGAGGAGGAGAUGCUCCGGCGAUGGAGGAGUCUUUGUGGUGUAGUUAAGAAUCCAAAACGUCGAUUUCGUUUCACUGCAAAUCUUUCAAAGAGAUAUGAGGCUGCCGCCAUGCGCCGUACAAAUCAUGAGAAAUUAAGGGUAGCAGUUUUGGUUUCCAAGGCUGCAUUUCAGUUCAUAUCAGGUGUACAAGUAAGUGACUACACUCUCCCUGAUGAAGUUAAAAAAGCUGGUUUUCAAAUUGACGCGGAAGAGCUAGGAUCCAUAGUUGAAGGCCAUGAUCUGAAAAAGGUGAAAUUUCAUGGUGGAGUGGAUGGCAUUGCAAAUAAACUGGCUACUUCAAGUACUGAUGGGCUAUCUACACGUGAUUAUAGUACUCUAAUCCGCAGACAAGAGAUAUUUGGAGUUAAUAAAUUCCAAGAAAGUGAAGCUCGGAGCUUUUGGUUGUUUGUUUGGGAAGCCCUUCAGGACAUGACCCUCAUGAUCCUUGGUGCUUGUGCAUUUGUUUCUCUACUUGUUGGCAUUGCAAUGGAGGGAUGGCCAGAUGGGGCUCAUGAUGGCCUUGGUAUAGUAGCUAGCAUAUUGUUGGUGGUCUUUGUUACUGCAACAAGUGAUUAUCGCCAAUCCUUGCAGUUCAGAGACCUGGAUAAAGAAAAAAAGAAAAUAUCCAUCCAAGUUACUAGGAAUGGGUACCGACAAAAGAUGUCUAUAUAUGAUCUAGUUCCAGGUGAUAUUGUUCAUCUCGCAAUAGGAGAUCAAGUCCCUGCAGAUGGACUCUUUCUUUCAGGAUUUUCUGUUUUAAUUGAUGAGUCCAGUUUGACUGGUGAAAGUGAGCCAGUGACAGUCACUGCUCAGAAUCCCUUUCUUCUUUCUGGAACCAAGGUUCAAGACGGGUCUUGUAAGAUGUUGGUAACAACAGUUGGGAUGAGGACUCAGUGGGGAAAACUAUUAGCAACUCUCAGUGAAGGCGGAGAUGAUGAAACUCCAUUACAGGUCAAACUGAAUGGAGUGGCAACAAUCAUUGGGAAAAUAGGCCUAUUCUUUGCUGUUGUGACUUUCGCGGUACUUGUGCAGAAAAUGUAUAGCCGUAAACUUACAGAAGGAUCACACUGGAGCUGGUCUGCAGGAGAGGCUAGGGAAUUAUUAGAAUACUUUGCAAUUGCAGUUACAAUUGUAGUGGUUGCAGUUCCUGAAGGACUUCCCCUGGCAGUGACGUUAAGUCUUGCGUUUGCCAUGAAAAAGAUGAUGAAUGAUAAGGCACUUGUCCGGCAUUUAGCAGCUUGUGAGACAAUGGGCUCUGCUACAACUAUUUGUAGUGACAAAACUGGCACGCUAACAACCAACCGCAUGACUGUAGUGAAAACAUGCUUCUGUAUGAAUGUCAAGGAUGUGCAUAAGCCGAGUGAUGCAUCCGCCCUUUGUUCUGAAAUCCCUGAUUCUGUACUCAAAACUUUGCUGCAGUCAAUUUUUAACAAUACUGGAGGAGAAGUUGUAGCUACCAAGCACGGGAAACCUGACAUAUUGGGAACACCAACUGAGACUGCUAUAUUGCAGUUUGGUUUAUCACUUGGUGGCGAUUUUCAGGCAGAACGACAAGCUGGGAAACUUAUAAAAGUUGAGCCAUUUAACUCUACAAGGAAACGCAUGGGUGUGGUGCUGGAGCUUCCUGAAGGAGGUUUAAGGGCUCAUACUAAAGGUGCUUCGGAAAUAGUUUUAGCUGCCUGUGACAAGGUAAUUAAUUCCAGUGGGGAGGUUGUUCCCUUGGAUGAAACAUCAAUGAACCAUCUGAAGACCACAAUUGAUCAGUUUGCCAAUGAAGCUCUUCGCACUUUGUGUCUUGCCUAUAUGGAGCUGGAUAAAGGAUUCUCCCCUGCUGCUGAUAUUCCAGUUUCUGGGUAUACUUGUAUAGGUAUUGUAGGUAUAAAGGAUCCUGUUCGUCCUGGAGUUAGGGAGUCAGUUGCACUCUGUCGUUCAGCUGGGGUCACUGUUCGAAUGGUUACUGGAGAUAACAUCAAUACUGCAACAGCCAUAGCUAGGGAAUGUGGUAUACUGACUGAUGCUGGUAUUGCCAUUGAAGGUCCAGUUUUCCGGGAGAAGAGUCAAGAGGAAUGGCUAAAACUGAUUCCCAAAAUUCAGGUGAUGGCUCGGUCUUCACCACUAGACAAGCACACGUUGGUCAAACAAUUGCGUACCACAUUCAAUGAAGUGGUAGCAGUUACUGGUGACGGAACUAAUGAUGCUCCUGCACUUCAUGAAGCGGAUAUUGGACUUGCUAUGGGCAUUGCUGGAACUGAGGUUGCCAAAGAGAGUGCUGAUGUGAUCAUAUUGGAUGACAAUUUCUCCACAAUUGUGACAGUAGCCAAAUGGGGACGCUCAGUCUAUAUAAACAUUCAGAAAUUCGUUCAGUUUCAGCUGACUGUUAAUAUUGUUGCAUUGGUUGUCAACUUCUUAUCAGCUUGUUUCACUGGAACUGCUCCACUUACUGCUGUUCAACUCCUGUGGGUUAACAUGAUCAUGGAUACUUUAGGAGCCCUUGCCCUCGCGACAGAGCCUCCUCACGAUGAACUAAUGAACAGAGCCCCAGUAGGCAGGACGGGAAAUUUUAUAAGUAACGUCAUGUGGCGGAAUAUCUUGGGACAAUCCUUAUACCAGUUCGUAGUAAUAUGGUUUCUUCAGACAGCCGGUAUGGGAUUAUUUCGUCUAAGUGGCCCUGAUGCUACACUAACCCUCAAUACAAUUAUCUUCAACACAUUUGUAUUCUGCCAGCUCUUCAAUGAAAUAAACUCCCGAGAGAUGGAAAAAGUUGAUGUUUGGGAAGGAAUUCUUGAUAAUUACGUAUUUGUUACAGUUAUCAGCGUCACACUUGUGUUCCAAAUCAUAAUUAUAGAAUAUCUGGGGACAUUUGCAAGCACAACACCCCUUUCAUUCUGGCAAUGGUUUGUUAGUGUAUUUUUCGGUUUCUUGAGCAUGCCAGUUGCAGUAGCCUUAAAGGGGUUUGAGGUAUGAAGUACAUGAAUUGAAGGUACCAGGUCUUUUUGUACAAUUCCUUCACGAGAGGAACCGGAACCGCCCUACCAACUCUCUCAGAUUGCCUGAAAACUCAAUAAAAAGAUUUGUUUUCUCUUUUGAUAUUGCAGCCUCAGUAACACAAUUGUAGAUCCCAAAAUUCCUUACAUUUUCCCUGGUUUUUCUUUAGCUCGAGGGGAAAAAGGAAAAAGAAAAAAGAAAACACCAAAAGAAUUAGGAGGAUCCAGUAUUCCAAAGUUUGUGAUUUGUGAAGAGUGUCUAGCCUAGGCUUUCAAACAGCUUGUGAUUUACCUAUAAUUUUAGCACAUAGAUCAGUACCUACUCCUUCAAACAGCUACUAGUAGUUCUUUAGCAUUUUUCUGAUUUGUUGGAUUUGUCAUGUAAUUAUUACUUUACCUGUUGAUGAAGAGAUUUUAUGCUUAAAGCUU
Molecule: messenger RNA, 3550 nt
Organism: Solanum stenotomum
Lineage: Eukaryota; Viridiplantae; Streptophyta; Magnoliopsida; Solanales; Solanaceae
Product: calcium-transporting ATPase 2, plasma membrane-type-like
Exons: 7
Coding region: 48-3101 (1017 amino acids)
Biological process (GO): calcium ion transmembrane transport
Cellular component (GO): membrane; intracellular membrane-bounded organelle
Molecular function (GO): calmodulin binding; ATP binding; ATP hydrolysis activity
Source: RefSeq, a predicted model, not a curated record